Molecule: messenger RNA, 1610 nt
Organism: Diospyros lotus (date-plum)
Lineage: Eukaryota; Viridiplantae; Streptophyta; Magnoliopsida; Ericales; Ebenaceae
Product: novel plant SNARE 11
Exons: 10
Coding region: 418-1203 (261 amino acids)
Biological process (GO): vesicle fusion; retrograde vesicle-mediated transport, Golgi to endoplasmic reticulum
Cellular component (GO): ER to Golgi transport vesicle membrane; late endosome membrane; endoplasmic reticulum membrane
Molecular function (GO): SNARE binding; SNAP receptor activity
Source: RefSeq, a predicted model, not a curated record
CUCCCGUUCCCCUCCCAGGGCCGAACAAUAAACCAAACAAAAAAGAAGAAGAAAACGUAAAUAAAUAUAUUUCCGGAAAAUUUCCAACAUCGUCUCUGUAAAUCACGACAAAUGCUGCCAUAGAUCGCACAUGUGAGGCCUCGGCGAUCCAUGCACCGCAGCCCUAGGGUUCGAUCCGAUCGAUGCACCAAGGACCUGCAUUGCUCUGAUCCGAUCGAAGUAUUCCAAUCCAGUUCCCCUCCGAAUCGCUUCUCUGUUGCCGAAUGGAUUAAGAUCGGAUCGGAAUUUGGAACUCCGUGACGUUCGGUUUUUGAGGUUGGAGAUUUUCGAUUCGGAGGAUCGGCAUUGGUUGUCGUCGAGCGAGGGCAUCAGAAGAUCUAGUUUCUUGUUGAUUUGGAUCGAGGUUGAGUCUGAACGAUGUCUUCUUUAUCUGCGAUCAGCGAGGAGCUCGCGGAGAUAGAAGGGCAGAUCUCUGAUAUUUUUCGAACUCUAUCAAAUGGAUUUCAGAAAUUGGAGAAGAUUAAAGAUGCGGGCAGGCAGAGUAGACAGUUAGAAGAGCUCACGGGGAAGAUGCGGGAAUGUAAGAGGCUUAUUAAAGAGUUUGAUAGAGAGUUGAAAGAUUUGGAGUAUAGAAAUGACCCAGAGACGAACAAGAUGCUGAACGAGAGAAAGCAAUCUAUGGUCAAAGAGUUGAAUUCAUACGUUGCUCUGAAGAAGCAAUAUGCAAGCAAUAUUGAUAGCAAGCGGGUCGAUCUCUUUGAUGGGCCUAAUGAUGGGGUUGGGGAAGACAAUGUCUUGCUAGCUUCAUCUAUGACAAAUCAACAGCUAGUAGAUCACGGAAAUCAGAUGAUGGAUGAAACUGAUGAAGCCAUCGAGAGAUCAAAAAAGGUUGUCCACGAAACAAUCAAUGUUGGAACAGAAACUGCUGAAUCUCUGAAGGCUCAGACUGAGCAAAUGAGUAGGAUUGUUAAUGAAUUGGACUCUAUCCAUUUCUCAAUCAAAAAGGCUUCAAAACUGGUGAAGGAAAUUGGUAGGCAGGUUGCAACUGAUCGGUGUAUUAUGGCCAUGCUCUUCCUCAUUGUGCUUGGCGUCAUAGCCAUCAUAAUUGUAAAGCUCGUGAACCCGCACAACAAAGACAUCAGGGACAUUCCAGGAUUAGCCCCGCCCGUUCAAAGUCGAAAAUUACUGUGGAAUCCUAAUUGAAAGGUGCUACAUCCAAGUGUGGACCUAAUUAGAUGGUCUACAACUAGAUUGGAAGGAUCUUAGGUUGGCUCAUGACACCGUUGGAGACUUCAGACUAGAUCGGUUUGAUGGAUCAUGAUGUAGCCAACAGAAGUAAUUUGUUCAAAAUAUAUACAUUAUGCGCCGAGGCCAUCUGCAUGGCACUGGCAGAACAUGCCGACUUGGCUGAAUCCCCCGAUUACCGGACUCCCGAACUGUGGUUGUUUGUAGCAGAGUGUGGUGAAUUCAUGUUUUGUUUGUAUGUUUCCUGCUGUUAUCACUAAUUUAUCUUCAUUUAUGCGAGGGAAACCAAAAAUAUGUAAACUUGGCAUUGUAUUUGUUCAUACUCGGAACGCUUUGCAAUCAUACCGUUGCUUUUAGUUUGUUCA